ACGAUACCACCACCUCUCCUUGACUUGUUCCGUUACCAUCAUCAUCUCUCCAUCCCAACCAGCGUGCCACAUUCUCUCACUAUUUAUCGCCUUCUUCUACCAUUUUAUUUGCACGCCUCGUAGGUGUCAAGGCGCCAUUGCUCAUUCAUGACGCGUAUUGCAGAGGUAGUUGGACAGGCCAUCGAAACAGGCCAGCGACAUGGGACGUCUCCCGGAGACGGGGACCAUCCACGGUCUGCCCUUUCGAGUCCUUCGCAUGCAACGCCAAGAGCAUCAAGCCAAGAACAACGUGUCGCACAUUUCCGGACCCCGCCUAGUACUCCGUCCAUGAGGACUGGCCCGCCACGGUCUCUGUCGUACAGCUAUUCAACUCCAAACUCGCCUGCGACUUCCAGGAAUAAUUCCAAGCACGAGAACAGCGAUUUGAAACCAGACUCUGCUGUGGAAGAGCAAGGAGAUUUCCCUUUCGUGUCUCCCAGCACUGACUUUCGCGACGCGUUAGAGGUCAGGAACGCUUCCGCUGAUAAGAAAGGGAAGAAGAGGGAAAGUAAACUUCUUGACGAGAGUUGGAAUCCUCUAAAAUGGUUUCACGAGUCUCCAAAGGAAGAAAAGGGCGGAUUUGAUUUUGAUGGUGUCAGUGCAGAGGGACAACCUAGGGAACCAGUGACCGAUGGUGAAGAAAGCACAAAACUCCCUCCUUCUGGUCUACGGCGCACAGCAUCAGGACCACCUGCUCCUCCAGAACGAAAGACGGGAGCAAAAUGGAGCCGGUUACGUUCUUUAAUUCCCAACGUCGUCAAUCAGCCCUCCCAUAGCCCCAUAACGCCAGGCCCAUCAGUCGUCACGUCUAAUGCCGUGAACAUUACUGACGAGCUUAUCGCCGGUGGGCUUUCGACUCUCAUGUUACGCCUAUGGUUUGAGCGCGACGAAAAUAACCAGCGACGCGUUCCCGUACUCUUUCAUCGGCUUCGCAUCCGUGUCAGCGACAGCUUACAUCCUCUACACGGUCAUAAAUCUGUGUUCAGAAUCGAAUGUGAAUAUGCGAAUGGUGCUGCGCGCUGGGUAGUAUACCGGCAACUUCGCGACUUCAUAUCUCUGCAUUAUCAUUAUAGUUUAUCUAAUGCCCUACAACGAAAUGUCGAAAAGCUACCUGAAUUUCCUAAGACUAGUUUACCGUAUUUUAAAUUUUUACAGAAGGAAGGCAAUCAAGUUGGUCACGCCGACUUUGCUCGUUUGCAGCGCGAAGCUCUGGAAAAUUAUCUUUUGGAUCUUAUUCGUGCUGUCAUGUUUCAUCCCGCAGCCAACCGCCUGGCGAGUUUUCUUGAGAUCAGUGCCCUUUCUAUGUACCUUUCCCAGUCCGGAGGCGCCCAGUAUAAAGCUGGCUAUAUGCGGAUAGAAGCCGAAGAAGGAGAAUUUGGGCGCAAAGGUUCAAGCUGGAGGGCGAAGCGAGAGUCAAGGUGGUGUGCUGUCCGAGAAAGUUACUUGGUAGCACUCGUUGAGCCAGGAGAGUUGACCGUCUGGGACGCCUUUCUACUGGAUUCAGAUUUCAAGAUCGAGCGUCCUAAGCGAUAUUAUCGACAAGGGCUGAGUCUUCUUCAUCCCGAUACCACACACGACGACGACGAGUCAAACGCCAAAAGAAAAGAACGCAAGUCGGAAGCAAGUGCAGAAACUGAGCAUAUGUCCCUGAUGGGAUCUAUUAAGGGUCAAAUUUCACGGGCUUUUCGUCUCAAUCACAGUGCACAUUUCCAUCCCGGCGGUCACAGCGAAGAGGCACAAGACGGCACCUCCUCGUCUUCCUCCUCUGUGGCAUCGCAUGGCCCGACUCCCAUGCUUGACCCGUCCACCAACACCAAUCCUCUUUCGGGUGGUGUCGAUCAUCAGGACAUGGUGGACAGCGAGCCUUGGCAAGCCGAGAAGAAGAAGAAGAAGAAAAUUCAAACUGACGUUUCGAAACAUACUUUCUAUAUAUCGAACUCGCAAAUGCGGCUGAGGCUGUAUGCUCGGAAUGAGAGACAGAUGCUCCAGUGGAUAACGGCCUUUGAGCGGGUGGCUGCUGCCUCGCAUUAUACGGGAACCAACAGGUUUGAUAGCUUUGCUCCGAUACGGCUAAACGUUGCAGCUCAAUGGCUUGUUGAUGGGCGUGACUAUUUCUGGAAUCUAUCCCGCGCUAUCCUGCUUGCAAGAGAAACAAUUUACAUUCAUGAUUGGUGGCUGUCACCAGAGCUUCAGCUUCGUCGGCCUAAUAAAGAGCGUUAUCGACUAGAUCGUUUGCUGGAGAGGAAGGCCAAGGAAGGUGUCAAGAUUUGUAUCAUUGUCUAUUAUACAAAGCAGCGUCUAGCGUCCCUACAUCCUAACAUCAUGGUUCAGCGCUCCCCGUCACAUUUCCAGACAGGUACUUUCUAUUGGGCACAUCAUGAGAAGCUUUGCGUCAUAGAUGAAGCUAUCGCUUUCAUGGGAGGACUCGAUGCGUGCUUUGGAAGGUGGGAUACUCCCCAACACGCAGUUACAGAUGAUGCUGAAGACGAGUCAUCUCAAGUAUGGCCUGGCAAAGAUUAUAGCAAUGCUCGUAUUUCGGACUUCCAUACGCUCAAUAAACCUGAAGAGGAUAUGUAUGAUCGUACGAAGAUACCUCGCAUGCCCUGGCAUGAUGUUGGUAUGCAGGUCGUGGGGCAACCUGCUCGCGAUCUGGCUCGGCAUUUUGUGCAAAGGUGGAAUUAUCUUUUGAGAAUCAAGAACCAUUCUCGAGCCAUGCCAUUCCUCUUGCCACCUCCGGAGUUCAGACCUGGCGAACUGACGCAGUUGGGUUUGACCGGUACUUGUGAGAUGCAGAUCUGCCGUUCUGCAGGACCCUGGUCUUUAGGUACCGCAAGCCGUAAUGAACAUUCCAUCCAAAAUGCGUAUCUCAAGGGUCUGUCCAAUGUUGUCGACAACGUCAAUACCACUGAUACCACCGUUAACGAUAUCAGGAUUGAAAACAAGAUCGGCGACGCCUUGGUACACAGAAUAAUCAAAGCCCAUCGCGAUGGAACCCCCUGGAAGUGCUGCGUGGUAAUUCCUUUACUCCCAGGCUUCGCGUUCGCUCUAGAUCAUAGCGAUGGCAGUUCUAUCCGAAUCAUCCUCGAGUGUCAAAAUCGUACCAUAUCCAGAGGUCCUAAUUCAAUAUUCGGGAGGCUUAGGAAAGAAGGCAUCGACCCCGAUGACUAUAUUACUGUAUUCUCCCUUCGUAACUGGGGCAAGCUGAGAGACGUAUUGACAACCGAGCAGGUCUACAUCCAUGGAAAGGUUUGCAUCGUGGACGACCGGCUUGCCAUUAUCGGAAGCGCAAACAUUAACGAAAGAUCUCAGAGAGGGGACAGGGACUCUGAAAUCGCGGCAGUAAUUCGAGAUACUGAUAUGAUCGAUUGUACUAUGGCUGGGAAGCCUUACAAAGUCGGACGUUUUGCUCACACCCUUCGGGUCCGGCUGAUGAGAGAGCACAUCGGUGUUGAUGUCGAUGCUUUGUAUGAGGAAGACUUAAUGGCUUCUGAUCCCGUAAAACCUGAGCAUGAGCCAGUACCUUCGAAUUCUAGUGGCGAACAGCACCGCCGGCAGGAGAAUGGUAUUGUUGAAUCCUCGGUAACUGACAGUUCAUCGCAUACAGCGUCAGACAACGUUGGGAGAGCCCCGAAUGGUUCGUCAGAAGCAACCGUCCACACUGCAACCCAGGGCUCGGCGGAAACUGACGAUGACCUGAACACGGCGUUUCCGAAAAACACCCGUACAGGAAAAAAUGUACCGAGUGCCACGCUCGAAGAGAAAGUUGUUCAAGAUUAUCUCAACGGAGACGGGCCACCCGCCAAUGGCCAUGCCCCAAAUGACAAGGCUCAGGACAUAAAGCGGAAGUCCGAGGACAGGACAUCUCCAAGCGAUGCUCCACAUCAAGCUCUCCCCUCGAACGGGAAUCUUCACGGGACACCCGUCGAUGCCUAUAGAUCUCCCGAAAUAGAUGAUCAAUCUCCCCAUCGUGCGGCGCCAAGAGCACGUUCAACACUCCGUAAAAAUCUGGGGAGCAAGCUAGGUCAAAACAACAAAUGGACUGUCCCAACUCCUCGACCUCAUGUUGAUCCCAAUGGUUUUGAGGAUCCUGUAUCGGAUGCAUUCUGGAAGGAUGUUUGGGUUGCAUGUGCUGUCCAUAAUACGGAGAUAUAUCGGAAAGUGUUUCAUGCUGUUCCGGAUGACCUCGUCACUACUUGGAAGCAGUACAAAGAGUUCGUAUUGCAUCACGAGCGCCUGAAUAAACCAGCUGCAGAUUCGACUACGCUUGAGCCAGUCGGAAGAGUGCCGUCCGAGACUGGAGACGACACCAUUCCUUCUAAUGAAGCCCCAACUCCUGCCGAACAUGUAACAGAGCACUCUGAUGGUCAUGUGCAUCUGAAUGAAGAGCCAGAUCUGAAUAGCUCUCCUGGCGUAGCGGACAAGGAGCCUGCCCGUGCUCGUUCUCGGUCUACUCGAAGCACGGAGCCUUUUACGAAGGCGGAGCGAGAUGAAAUGGAAAAAUUGCUGGGCGACUUGUGUGGACAUUUGGUGAUAUAUCCCAACCGCUUUUUGGAGGGCGAGGACGUUGCGAAUAAUUUCUUAUUCAAUGCCGAUCGGCUCUUGCCCCUACCUAUUUACGACUGAUCAUUCUGCUUUCUGUACUAUGUUGAAUGGUGCCUAAGGGUUGUUUAAUUUUACACGAUACCACAGCUGUUCCUUUGCAUUAACUCCUUCAGAUUUAAUGUCUUCACAUGACGGAAAAGGCAAUCACCGCUUUGAAGGAUUUGGAACGAUUUGCCCACCCUGUGGCGGUGGCAAUCUAUUUCUUCGCCCAUCCCCGGGUUUGGAAAGUUUUCUAGAGUUCAGUAGAUAUGUAAAACGGCCGUUUAACCUUCUAUCUGGGCGAUUUCUCGACCGAGAAUUUUGAUACAGUGCUUUGAAUCGCCUCGAACAGCCUUGGCGUGCGGCGAAAAGCGGACGUGAUGCAUGGUCGACGGAGGCAGUAUCUAAAAAUAACAUUGACUAUGAAUAUCAAAUGGG
Molecule: messenger RNA, 5058 nt
Organism: Desarmillaria tabescens
Lineage: Eukaryota; Fungi; Basidiomycota; Agaricomycetes; Agaricales; Physalacriaceae
Product: phospholipase D
Exons: 25
Coding region: 148-4662 (1504 amino acids)
Biological process (GO): phospholipid catabolic process; phosphatidic acid biosynthetic process; intracellular signal transduction
Cellular component (GO): intracellular membrane-bounded organelle
Molecular function (GO): phosphatidylinositol binding; D-type glycerophospholipase activity
Source: RefSeq, a predicted model, not a curated record